GCACUAGCUCAGUCUAAGCUCAAAGACACAAUUUCUCAAUUAAGUCAGAUGUUACAGCAUCUUGAAGUAUUAGAGAAUAGAGGAAUGAUCUCUGAUGUUGAUAAAGAAAAAAAACAAAAGUAUAGAUCUCAGAAAAGGCAGAAGCUUCAGCAGAUGGAAAAGCAGCUUAAAGAAGCAGGUUUAGAUAUGCAGCUUGUUAGAUCAACAGUUGGUCAUCCAAGUUUAGAAGAAGCACAGCCAGGUUUAUUGGAGGCUAUUGUUCAGAUUGUUUCUUCAAAUAGACAGGCUGAUGAAAGACGGCUAAUUCCAAGACAGCAUAAUAGUGAAGAAGAAAAGCAACACAUUAAAAUGGUGCUAGUGAAGCUUCUAAGAUCUCAAAAUUUAGCAAGAAGAAGCCAUGAUGAUACCCAUUUUU
Molecule: messenger RNA, 415 nt
Organism: Dentiscutata erythropus
Lineage: Eukaryota; Fungi; Glomeromycota; Glomeromycetes; Diversisporales; Gigasporaceae
Source: the annotation of a GenBank genome assembly